Phyllotreta striolata is the source of this 1404-nucleotide messenger RNA. The record is from the annotation of a GenBank genome assembly. Lineage: Eukaryota; Metazoa; Arthropoda; Insecta; Coleoptera; Chrysomelidae.
AUGUUUACAACAUGGAAGGCGGGCAACGAGAAGAUUUCAUCCGUAUUAGCCAUUCCGGAAAGUGACCAAUUACUAACAGCAUCAAAGAACAUCAAACUGUGGGACACGCAAACUAAGGAAGUGCUGCGAACGUUCGUCGGGCACAAAUCCGAAGUCACUUGUCUACGUUUCGUUUGUCCCCGACCCUCCGGCGAAUCCUAUUUCCUAUCCGGAUCGAAGAACGAUCGAGUGGUAAGUUGCUGGAGCUUAAGCGACGGUGCUUCGGAGAAAAACGCCAUCGCGAACUUCCAAAUGGAGGAUGUUCUGCAGUCCGUUUCGAUAAGUACAGGCAGCGAUGGGGCUACUCACAUGGCUGCUACUGUGAGAAGUGGAGCGAUACACAUCUAUAGGCAAACUCUAAAUGGUAAACCGGGGAAGCCGAUCAAACCCAAAACCACAAUUCAAGUGGUAUCGGACACGGGACAAAGCAAAGAAAUCGUAGCUCCUAUAAAAGUCCUCGGAGCUUUCUACAAGGACACCGAAACGAUUUGUUUGGGAUACGGUUCCGAAAUACUCCUCACCUUCGAGAACAUCCUAAUCGAUACUAAUAAGAAACUACAGUGCCUUGUAAGAGAACCCUCUCAGACCUCUACCAAUCAAGACCAAGCCGCUAAAGUCGUGAAACCCGUCGUCGACGAUACCGUCGAAUACUUGACCUCGGAGACCUCCAAAGUAGCCGCUACGAAGAGGAAAAUCGACGGGAACGUCGACGUGCCGAUGGAAAAACAGCUGGAAAAUCUGACGUUGGAUCAAACGGACAACGCCAAAGCGCUUACGGCGGGCAGCGUGGCGCAUUUACUCGUACAAGGCUUGCACAGCAAAGACAAGAAGAUAUUGCGCACGGUUUUGUACCAGAAGGACGAAGAAACGGUGAAGAACACCGUCAGGCGGUUGCCCAUCACCGCUUUGGUUCCACUCGUUCGAGAACUUAGCAAUUACGUUCAAGGGAAAACUCUAUCGAGUCAAGUGGGAUGUUUGUGGUUGAGGCACAUCCUGCAAACGCAUUCGGGCGUCUUGAUAUCGAAUCCUGAGCUGCCGGAUUUGUUCGGUUCCUGCUUGGGGCAUAUAGAAAACCGGCUGUCCUUGUUUACGCCGUUGAGCACGUUGAAAGGUCGAUUGGAUUUGGUGUUGCCCCAAGUUAGCGGUGCUUUGAAGCAGGAUUUCAGCGAAAACGAGCAGCCUCUUUUAAUCUACAACGAUAGAGAUUCGAGCGAAUCGGAGGAAGAGGAAGACAUGCAAAUGGACGGGCAAUCCGAAAGCGCGAGUGAGUGGGAAGAAGAGAGCGACAUCGACGAGAAUCAUGUGAAUGAAAAAUCCGAAUCGGAGGGCGAGGAGUCGGACGGAUCGGUCGCGAUGUCCACGUAA